AUGGCACUUACGCCGGCGCUGUCGGCAUUCUGCCGCCGUGCCUUCCGACGGUUUUCCACCGCCGCUGUCGGAUGGGAGCAGUGCCAAACUGUUCCAGAGCUUCUAUGCGCGGUGCAGCGGCAUGGAGCACUUGACAAAUCUGCCGUUGAUUCCUUGGAGCAUAAGGCUAAGCAACUGGUCUCCGGCAACCUGCGGGACGCCGCCAUGUUGGCGCUGAUGCUCCACAACCUCGGCGGGAACGCACAGCAGCUUUUAGCCGAGGUGCCUGCAACUCCGGACAUUAACGACUUCGAUCUGUUCUUCCGUGCGGCGGCAGAAUGCGGCGGCACUACGCCGCCUUCAAACACCAUCGAUGUAUUAUCCGCUCCGGGGGCCUUGGACAAGCCACGCCAGGUCUACAACUAUCUCUGCGGCGCCUGCCUGUUCAAUUCGCGAGGUGCUGCAGUUGAUCUUCAACUGCUAUUGCAGCGCUUUGCAAGCAUGGGAUAUGGCCAUUUCAGCACCUUGCAAUUGCUGCAGAUGGCCGCGGGUCUCGCUGCACUAGACGCCGUCGAGCAUGGGUCAGUGCUCGAAAUGCUCUGCAAAGAAAUCUCCACUCGCGGGUUUCAGGAUCUUGAUACUGCCGAUAUGAUAGAGUCAAUGGCGCAGCUGUCCAAACACCACCAGGAUCUUGGCAUGCUGGCAGCCUUUGAGAAGGCGCUGCUUCAGCACUGCACGGAGCAUGCGCUGCCACCCGCGGAGCUCUGCUCGGCAUUGUACACGAUAUCGCGAUACCGCAGGUAUGACCCGCUGCUGAUGGAUAGGCUUGCGGUCAACUUGAGGCGAGAUGCUGGCAGCUACGACCUUGCACAGCUGUCCCGGGUGGUGUUGGCGCUGUCGCAGAUAGGAUAUCACAAUCGCUCUUUGAUUAUCCUAAUUGGACGCAUGGUGCUCACCCUUAUAGACGCCGAUUCCACAGUGGAUGCUCAGCUGCUGACAAAUCUGUACACUGGCUUUUCGCGCUUUCUGCAGCACGGGCGGUUAUUCACCAUCUUUUCGGAAAUCCUUCGCAAGGAGGAAGUGCUGGCGGAACUGCAACCUUCAGAUGCGGUUGCUGUAGUCCAGUCUUACGCACGGGUACACGUCGUCGAUGAGCGGCUCUUCGCGCUGUUCGACACCAAGCUGUUCUCCCAACCGCUUAACACUACGCUCAGCUUCAAGCUGCUCGUCGCGCACGGGAAACUGCGCUAUCGCAACCCCAGACUGCAGAACGCGCUAAUAAACAACAUCAACCUGCAGGAGCUGGACUCCACAAUCCAACGCGAGAAGCUCAAGCUCGCCGCCGAAAGGUUGGGGCUCUUUUUCCCCGAGCUCACGGACAUAGCGCAGGAAGACGAGCUGCCGCGCAUCACUUGGCGCAGGCUUGACCCCGUGCGCCGUAGGGUGCCGCACGUGCGGCGCCGCAAGUGGACAUGGUAA
Molecule: messenger RNA, 1458 nt
Organism: Babesia ovata
Lineage: Eukaryota; Apicomplexa; Aconoidasida; Piroplasmida; Babesiidae
Exons: 2
Coding region: 1-1458 (485 amino acids)
Source: RefSeq, a predicted model, not a curated record